Messenger RNA from Eimeria necatrix, 630 nucleotides. RefSeq lists its product as hypothetical. The record is from RefSeq and is a predicted model, not a curated record. The transcript has 4 exons. Bases 1 to 630 code for a protein of 209 amino acids. NCBI's taxonomy places the organism in Eukaryota, Apicomplexa, Conoidasida, Eucoccidiorida, Eimeriidae.
AUGCCCUCCUAUUGCGCAGCGGGAGCCUCUUGGCAGCAGCAGCAGCCGCAGUGGCCACAAGAUCGGAAUAAGCCAGCAGCAGCAGCAGCAGCAGCAGCAGCAGCAGCUGCUGCUGCAAUCGUCACAGCAGCAACCACAGCCGCAGCCACAGCCACAGCAGCGGCCACGGGCACAGCAGCAGCAGCAGCCACAGCAGCAGCAGCAACUCAGCCGCCGCCCCAGCCACAGCAGCAGCAGCAACUCAGCAGCCCCCGCAGCCACAGCAGCAGCAGCAGCAGCAGCAGCAGCAGCAGCAGCAGCAAAAUGACGCGGGAGGGCCCGCUCAUUGACAGCAGCCGCCUCAGAGCUGCGCUGAGCGCAGAAGCAGCAGCAGCAAAUUUGCGGUUUACAAAAAUAAUAGAAGAAGCAACUCGAAAGGCAGAAGAGCUGCAAACCCUAACCUCUCUCGUCGCGCAGCUGAGGGAGAAGCUAAGUGAGACAAAAGAAGAACAGCUUUCGCUAAAAGCCUUCAACGCCUCUAAAGGAAAUAAGCUGAAGGCUUUACGCAGAGAGUUAGCCACAGAGAAAAAAGAAAAGGAAGAAGAGGAGUCUCGCCUCUUGUCCACUAAGCGUCACAGAGACGGCCUGUAA